This is a messenger RNA of Manihot esculenta (cassava), 1366 nucleotides long. Its product is annotated as formimidoyltransferase-cyclodeaminase. NCBI's taxonomy places the organism in Eukaryota, Viridiplantae, Streptophyta, Magnoliopsida, Malpighiales, Euphorbiaceae. The coding region runs from base 85 to 1035 and encodes 316 amino acids. Gene Ontology annotation, molecular function: transferase activity; folic acid binding. The record is from RefSeq and is a predicted model, not a curated record. The transcript is spliced from 4 exons.
AGAACAGGCAAAAGGAAAGGUACUCUGUAAGCAGCUCCUCCAUGAAGACUCAAACUGAAGGCAAACCAGACCAGAGAAGAAGCUAUGGAUUUUAACUCCAGUUGCAAGAACAAGAAAACUGCAAAUCAGUCCAUGCUGCUAUGUUGCAAGCUCUUCAUAUCAGAAUCACGUAAUCACGCAGCGCUUGACUCGAUUGAAAGAGCUGCGAGGCUCGACCCAGAAACUGUGGUAGUGAACAAAUUUGAGGACAGAGCUUAUAACAGGAUAAGGUACACUCUUGUGUCAUAUGUUGUUCUUGAUACCACAGGAAACGCCAUUUACAGCCCAUUGCAGCAAACUGUGCUGGCCAUGGCUGAGGCAGCUUAUGGAGCCAUAAACCUUGAGUCCCACAGUGGGGCACACCCUCGGCUUGGUGUUGUGGAUGACAUUGUUUUCCAUCCUUUAGCUCGAGCUUCCCUGGACGAAGCAGCUUGGCUCGCUAAAGCUGUGGCAGCUGAUAUUGGCAGCAGAUUUCAAGUUCCAGUAUUUCUUUAUGCUGCAGCACACCCAACAGGAAAGGCCCUGGACACCAUCAGGCGUGAGCUGGGUUACUACAGACCCAAUUCCAUGGGGUACCAAUGGGCAGGAUGGAACAUGCCUGAAAUUCUCCCUGAAAAGCCCAAUGAAGGCCCGCAGCAUGUGUCUCGUGCCAGAGGCAUCUCAAUGAUUGGAGCACGACCCUGGGUAGGAUUGUACAAUGUGCCUAUCCUGUCAACAGAUGUCUCUGCUACUCGACGGAUUGCAAAGAUGGUGAGCGCUCGUGGCGGUGGGCUGCCAACAGUGCAAACACUGGGCCUAGUUCAUGGGGAGGAUUCCACUGAGAUAGCUUGCAUGCUGUUAGAGCCCAAUCAGAUUGGAGCAGACAGGGUCCAGUCCAGGGUUGAGAUGCUAGCAGCUGAAGAAGGAUUGGAUGUAGAAAAGGGAUACUUCACUGACUUUUCACCCGAAAUGAUUAUUGAAAAGUACAUGAAUCUAACCUCUGCUAACAGAGAUUGAUCAAGGAUUUGUUUGAACAUUUAUCUGUAUCUUUAGAUCGUCAAGUUCUAGCUGACAUUGCCUGAUUAAGAUGCAAGAACUUCAAGCUUUGGAUGAUUGAAAGAAAAAUCAGGAAUAAUGUUUUUCUCCCAGUUGUUGAUUUCCAUGAUGAGACAUGCACCUACGAGCAACAUUGAUAUUGGUGGGUCACUAACAUGGAAUCAGAUUAGCUACUUCCAAGCUUUCUUGAAAGCCCUGGCUUACAUGUACAAUAUAUGACAUACAAACAAAGAGAGACCUCAGAUCUUCAUGCAUAAAUUAGACAUAAUAAACAAAGUAAAGGAAUAGGAUU